UUUAUGCAUUUUUGCCCUUUUCUGUGAGUCACAAUUUGUUAUCUGAUGUUAAAAAGGAGUUCACCACUUAUGGCACCCCCAAAUUGUCUUGUUGUCUUUCUCUAGUAACGAUUUCUUACUUCGAAUUUAUCAGUAUAAUUUACAAUACCGUUCAGUGUUGAGUAAUGAACUAUGACAUUUGAACUGACUUCCUGUUUGUCAUUGCCGAUUUUCACUCCGGACUGCUUCUUUUUCGUUUUGGCCAGCGUCAAGACAUCCACACAUUGCAAGCUGAGGCAAUAAGAUAUUUUCCAGAGAUGAAGCUGAACAUUUCCUAUCCAAUCACCGGCUGCCAGAAGCUCUUCGAGGUAGUGGACGAGCACAAGCUGCGUAUUUUCUACGAGAAGCGCAUGGGGGCCACUGUGCCGGCGGAUCCUCUGGGCGACGAGUGGCAGGGCUACGGGCUCCGCAUCGCCGGCGGCAAUGACAAGCAGGGGUUCCCCAUGAUGCAGGGCGUCUUCAGUCAGCAGCGCGUCCGCCUGCUCCUCAAGUCCGGGCAAUCCUGCUACCGUGCCCGUCGCGACGGCGAGCGGAAGCGCAAGUCAGUGCGCGGAUGCAUCGUCAAUGCCAACAUGUCCGUGCUGGCCUUGGUGGUGGUGCGCAAGGGCGAGCAGGACAUCCCCGGCCUCACGGACAUCUGCAAGCCCAGGCGUUUGGGCCCCAAGAGGGCCAGCAAGAUCCGCAAGGUCUUUAAUCUGGCCAAGGAGGACGAUGUGCGUCGCUAUGUGGUCCGUCGUCCUCUGCCGGCCCAGGAGGGCAAGAAGGCCACCACCAAGGCGCCGAAGAUCCAGCGCCUGAUCACCCCGGUUGUCCUGCAGCGCAAGCGGAGGAGGAUUGCCGAGCGCAAGAAGCGGGCUGCCGCCGCCAAGGAGUCGGCUGCCGAGUACGCCAAGCUGCUGAUGCUCCGCAAGAAGCAGUCCAAGGCCAGGCGUGAAUCGGAUAAGCGCCGCCGUUCGCUGUGCCUGCGCAGCUCCAAGUCGUCGGUGAACUCCAAGUCUUCGGUGAACUCCUCCACUUCGGUCUAGGAACCCGCAUCGUUAGGAUCUCAAUAACUAUUAUCAAAUAAAAUGGAAUAAUACUAGAUAUUCAAUGCACAUUGUUCAUAUCCAAUUGUACAUCUCGCUUAAGAUUUUAUUUGUGGUUGAGGUGUUUGUAUGUACUGUCGAUAUUUACUUGGUUGAAUAUUAUAUAUUUACGAUGCUUGUA
Messenger RNA from Drosophila biarmipes, 1245 nucleotides. Its product is annotated as 40S ribosomal protein S6-like. The coding region runs from base 297 to 1064 and encodes 255 amino acids. Gene Ontology annotation, cellular component: ribosome. Gene Ontology annotation, molecular function: structural constituent of ribosome. Lineage: Eukaryota; Metazoa; Arthropoda; Insecta; Diptera; Drosophilidae. The record is from RefSeq and is a predicted model, not a curated record. The transcript has 2 exons. Gene Ontology annotation, biological process: translation.